AUGACACAAACUCAGUUUCACCAUUAUAUACCAAGGUUCAUUCUCAAGACGUUUGCGGACAACUUCUCGCUUGACAACAACGAGUUCACUACGGACACGUCAAACCCAGGUCUCUCAUGGUUCAAGCGAGGAAGUCCAAGCAAGCGCAGGCGCAAAGUGCGGCCCAUAUACGAUAUCAAUGUAUACCGAUUAGACGACCACACCACGAACCCGACCAACGUCUCUCGAGCGUACGGUGCCGAGGACAUGUACCGAGAUGUCACCGAGGCCGAUUGCAUGAAGUUUGAGAAGCUCCUUGCCAAACACGAGAGCACUUCUGCUGCGUUUAUCCGAAAGAUUUGGAAUGAGGAAAAAGACCUUUCGUUGACCCGAACCCAACUCGGGGAUAUGAAAAAGUUUCUAGUUGUUAUGGCAUACCGUAGUGACGCCCGCAGGAGCCAGUAUUUCAACCAGAAUUUUGACUUCCUCACCGCGUACUCAAUCAGAAGGCACAUGGAGUACAACAGGUUCUUAAACGUUCCGACAGUCUGGUUCGAGAAUCUCAAGUGGCUCAUCGAAGCCUCCGUCAAGGACAUCAUAACAGAGUAUGACAAAGCUAUCGCAGCGAGAGUCGAGUCAAAGAGACCUGCUGCGCUUUUAGGUCCAUACCUGGGACCGAUUCAUGCUUCUGAACUGGAGGACUUCGGCGGCUUGAUGACUUCAACUAUUGCUUGCAUCUGGCAAGCAGAGACAGGGUCGGAAUUUAUCCUAUCCGCGGGUGGUUUUGGUGCUUGGGAAGGUCAGCCUGGCAUCUGGUUCCACAAUUUUUUCGUCGUCUCGCCCCGAUUCGCGAUCGUCCUGGUCAGUCGUUUGUACUUGAAUGAGAGGCUCGAGAAGAAACCUGGUUGGACCUCGAUGUUCGGUGACAAGCUUCAUACCUAUCCUGAGACCGACUACAAGAAGGGACCUCCGACUAAGGAUUUCGACUUCGCGACUCAUUCCACUCCGGACGAUGUGUUUAAAUACAAGAGGAUUCUCGUCCCCAAGGAAGAGGUUUAUAAGGUCAACGCCAUCUUUUUGGACGAUCUACGCCAGUUUUUGACGUACAAGUCCGAUGUCUCCAUGUACAAGUCCCUGCGUUAUUACGAUAGGGUCAAGGAGAAGAAGUUUCAUAAUCGUCGCGAUUACUCCAUCCUUAGACGUAAACUAUUUUCUGACCUUAACAGGACGCAUCCAGUAGACAAGUAG
Molecule: messenger RNA, 1227 nt
Organism: Linnemannia hyalina
Lineage: Eukaryota; Fungi; Mortierellomycota; Mortierellomycetes; Mortierellales; Mortierellaceae
Source: the annotation of a GenBank genome assembly